ACGUCUCCCGGAAAACUUGUUGCAAUGCUGCACUCGCCGAAGCAGCAGUUAGCAGUUAGAAGCUAGCAGUUAGCUCAUAUUGAUCCAGUGUUGAGCAGCAGUCGUAGCGCAGAGACACUCGUGCUCCGUCCACACACCGAUGACAGGCACACUACACGGAUAGGUAGUCCUGUCUCUGUGUGAAGACACCUCCGUGACUCGCGGUGAGUGUAAGGCUAUGGAUCCUGAUCGGCAGAAACGCAGGGAGGAAAUUCAGAAAGCCAUGAGCUUUAUCCAGUCCUCCUUGCCUUUCCCAGAGCCAGAGCGCUAUGAGGCAUUUGUGAUGCAGUUGGUAUGUAACUUGCUCGACGAGGGCAAUUCUUGCUUUCGAGACGGAGACUGUCGUCAAGCCAGCCAGCAGUAUGGAGAAGGGAUCAGUGUUGCCCGCUACGCUCAGGCUGAGGCCCUCGUCAUCCCUCACGAGCUGCUGGAGAGCCUUUAUGUCAACAGGGCGGCUGCCUGCUACCAGACGAGGGAGUACGAGCGUGGUGUUCAGGACUGUGACAGUGCACUGUGUGUGUCAGAAGGCAGUCGCAGGGCUCUGUACCGCAAAGCGAUCUGUCUGAGGGAGUUGGGCCGAAUCCGGGAGGCCUACGAUUGUGGAACUAAAUGUCUACUCACAGCACCACACGACCGGCAGGUAAAUGAUCUGGCUCAAGAUCUGGCCAGUAAACUGGGCCUGAAGGGCCGCAAGGCCUACGUCAGCUCUCAAACGGAGUCCACAGCCACUGAAGGGGAGGGUCAUGGGGAGACUUCCCCACCCACAGGAGAGAUGUCCUCCAAUGGGCUGGAAUCUCUGGGUGACAUGGGACCAGAGGACCUGUCUAACGCGCAGUGCAUCCCUGCUCCUUUGGCCACGCCCAUCCCAGUCAGUGAUGACCCGGCGUCCCCUGAGGUGACCCCAUGCACUGACCUGUCAGAGAGCCCCAGCAGCCAAGGCCUUCCUCCCAUGCCGUACUCCGUUCCUGUGUCGGAGCACAUGGAUGAAUGCAGCAGCAGCGUCAUCAAGGACGAGCUGGACAGUCUGCUGGAGUGCAUCCCCAAGAAAGUCAGUGAGAGUCCAGUCCAGGGUGCUAUCCCCACCAACCUUCCCAAUACGGCAGUGGGUCUCCGGCCGCCGUACUCUCCAAACCUUCCAGCCUUGUCACCCCAGCUUGCCCCAACCUUCUUUAGCUCCUCUAUCAGUGAAAUGCCCCCACUGGAGCCCUACUCGCCGCUAGCCCAGCGGGACCAGGGCUCCACCCAGGCGCAGGACGCACUGGGAGGCUUUCCCACAGGGGCCACGGAUGGAGAAGGGAAGGCAGGAAUCGCUGCUGGCGGACUGGACUCGUUGUCUGAGUAUACUCUUCCUGGGGGACGAAUGUGUCACAGCUUCAUCCCUGGAAUGCGUAACCACAAUGCUGCACAUGCAAACGGUCCAGCAGGAACCAACCUGUCUCUGCUCUCCAGGAAUCCUCUGGCAGUCACACAUGAGUUUCGGCAGGCCUGUCAUGCCUGUUACAGCCGAAUAGGUCCUCGAGUGAUGGACUACAAGUAUCAGCCGGAGGCAGCACACCGCUGUAAAAGGGAUGUGCUUCUGUGCCGCCUUAAAAACACAGAUGACCCAACCUGGAAGAGGAUCCGCCCAAGGCCAGCGCGGAACAACUUCCUGGGGGCCUUUGUACUCUGUAAAGAGGUGCAGGAGCGUCAGGAGUGCCAGUAUGGGGAGAACUGCACGUUUGCUUACUGCCAGGAGGAGAUUGACGUGUGGACCCAGGAGAGGAAGGGUGCGCUGAGCCGAGAGCUGCUGUUCGAUCCGCUGGGCAGCACAGAGAGACGGGCGCUCAGCGUCACCAGACUGCUGCAGCUCCACAUGGGCAUGUUCAUGUUCCUCUGUGAGGAAUGUUUUGACAGUAAGCCUCGCAUCAUCAGCAAGCGCAGCAAAGAAAACUUGUCGGUCUGCUCAAACCUCACAGCUCGACACCCGUUUGACGACAACAAGUGCCUGGUGCACGUGGUGAGGUCAGCCAACGUGCGCUACAGUAAGGUGCGUCCCCUGCACCCCCUCUGCCAGUUUGACGUGUGUCGCCACGAGGUUCGCUACGGCUGCCAGCGUGAGGACAGUUGCUCCUUUGCUCAUUCAGUCAUAGAGCUCAAAUGCUGGGUCCUGCAGCAGGAUACAGGUAUCACCCACGAAGAGAUGGUGCAGGAGUCCAAGAGACAUUGGCAAAGGCUGGAGCAGAAUGCACAGAAGCAGCAGAAGCCCAUCCAUAUCCCACAUCAAAGCAGCAGCAUGACAGCGGGAGGAGUGGGGGGAAUGGGAGGUGGAGGGGGAGAUGGCAUCGGUGGGGGUGGUGUGGGCCCAGUGGGUGGGUUGGGGAUGGGAGGAUUGGGCGCGGGGAUCGGAAGAGGGCGGCCGCUCAACCUGAAAAUGAAGUUUGUGUGCGGCCAGUGCUGGAGAGAAGGACAGGUCAAUGAGCCCGACAAGAACCUCAAGUACUGCACUGCCAAAGCACGGCAUAGCUGGACGAAGGAACGCCGGGUCCUGCUGGUAAAAUCAUUUGAGAAGAAGAAGUGGGUUGUUGUUCGGCCUCUGCCCUUCUCCCGCACCUAUCCACAGCAAUAUGACAUGUGUGUGCAUGUGAUGAAGCAGAAGAAGUGCCACUAUAUUGGGAACUGCUCAUUUGCUCACAGCCUGGAGGAGAGGGACGUCUGGACGUACAUGAAGAACAACAGCUUGAGAGACAUGCAACAGAUGUACGAACUGUGGCUGCAGCUCACCAAUCAGAGUAGACGCACAGAAAGCUCUGUUGUGAACCCGCCCCCGGAGGACAAGCAGGUCACCAUAACAGCGGAUUAUGCAGAAAGCAUGGGAGGCCGGCGGUUGUCAGAUGGGGACGAUCUCUGAGAGUUGCUGUGUCGACUAGAGGCAGCUGAUUGCCGCUGAGCUGCAGACAAAGACAGAGAGACUGGCCGACCACACCAGCUGCAAUUAAACAGUCUACCAUCUUGCCAGUCUGACCUCCUAUAACAUCUAGCCAGCAAUGUCGGAGAAGAUGGACACGCAACUAAAUGGUUGAGCCCCAUAUACACACACACACACACGCACGCAUACAAACACGUCCACACAGCACAUGACUCUCAAAUCACAGGCACCUCUUUAGAAAGCUUUGAGGGAAAAGGACUUUUUGUUUUAGUAUGAAGCUUCAGUUACACUCGGCACCUUUAGGUUCCCCCCCAGCAGAUUAUACUGCAGAAAUUCCACAGACACCUAGUUUUGCUCUGACUAAAAAUAAUAAACUAGUAUUCCCUAGUGCUCUUUGGACUGAGAAUCUGUGUCCACCAGGCGCCACUUUUUUAUUUUUUAUUUUGUUAAAAUCCUCGCAGCACUGAAACAAUUCUUGGGUGGGUGCGCUGGCCGCAGCCCUUAAAUUUAGCUUUGUGAUCAUUUAAAACUGAAAGUUAAACAACAUUUUUUUUUACUUUGGAGUGCUAAGCCCACAAUGCUGUCAAUGGCAGAGACUUAAAAAACUAUGAAAAAUUGUAAAAAUAGAUUCUAAGUGGACGCUCCUCGAUAAGCUGCCCAACAACCAAAACCCACUCUUCUUCCUUCAUGGGAGUAUUACGAGCGGGUCGAAAUAGCUUUCUGGAGAUUACUGAUUUUGAGUCAUAUUUUUUUUCCAUGGGGAGUUGCUCUUCCUUGUUAUAUUGUCUGCCAUAUUGGUAGAACGCUAUGAAUGUAAUGCCUGCAUGGGCCUUUAAAACUAGGAAAUUAGUCAUUUAAAAAUGUUGCAGUGAUUGUGGAAUGUAUGCAAGUAUAUUUUAAUGCCCCAAAACAAACUUGUGUAACAUGACAGCCCACCCUCCCCUCUAUAGAUAUACGAUGGCCUCUUAAUAGCUGGUUAUGUAAUCAAACCAACUUUCCCUGAAUGGGACUAGCACGGAGACGCACACUCAUCAGAUAAUAACCUUGUCGUGGGAGGCAGCCGGUCUCCAGGUGAAUCAAAGCAUAACUGAAUAGCGGCCAUCUCAGGUUCCCAAAAGGGAGGUGGGUGUAGAUUAACUAACCACCUGUGGCUAAUGGCUCAAAUCAAUUGUUGCCAAAGCAACCAAGGGUUUUUCACCAUCAUGUACUGGCAGCCGACAGAGAUGUGAAGCGGGUGUAGGAGGGCGAGAGAGAAGUGACUGCAGCUCCAGCUGCUCUCGGCAUUAGAUCAGUUCAGACCGCAGAUGCCCAUUAAGAAAUAAUGACCUCACUUGGACUGGGUCAAAGUCAAAAUACUGUUGUUAACACAAAGUAUUGUAAUAGUUACUAAAGAAAAAAAAGAUAAUAAUAAUUAAGACGCGUUUCUACAGUUGAUUGUGAGAAUAUUUAAGAUGGUUUGAUAGUAAGGGCAUGUUGCCACUCCUUCAGUUGAAUUGGUGUCAUUAUUUCACAGGAAAAAAAAACAACACAGGCCUUCAGAGGGAAACCAGUGUUCCUCAUAUGCAUCCGUUUGUUAUGUUCCUGAUGGCUAUCCGGAGCUCCUAAUAUUAACCUUUCAUUAUGGGAAACCUGUUAGCCUGAGACAGAGAAACAAUUCUCACCACAUGUUGUGCCUCUAAACAACACAACACACACACACACACACACACACACACACACACACACACACACACACACACACACACACACACAGAGGCAGGAUAUCUGUUGCCAUCUUAUUCUAGCCUUUAAUGUGGAUGGAGACACGAUGGAGAUAUGCCUAUAUUCAGAUACAUAUACACGCAUAUUAUACAUAUUUACAAAUAAUGGUAUACUACUAAUAAUAAUUGAUAACUUAGCGGUUAAGCUUAAUAAAUAUAUAACCUGAAAACCUGUAUUGAUUACAUAGAAGAACUUCUUGUUAUUGAGGUAUUGCUAUAUGACAUGUAUCACUAA
This is a messenger RNA of Cyclopterus lumpus (lumpfish), 4939 nucleotides long. It is a transcript of the gene zc3h7bb, whose product is annotated as zinc finger CCCH-type containing 7Bb. The record is from RefSeq and is a predicted model, not a curated record. The transcript is spliced from 21 exons. The coding region runs from base 218 to 2926 and encodes 902 amino acids. Gene Ontology annotation, molecular function: miRNA binding; protein binding; metal ion binding. Gene Ontology annotation, biological process: miRNA processing. NCBI's taxonomy places the organism in Eukaryota, Metazoa, Chordata, Actinopteri, Perciformes, Cyclopteridae.